Messenger RNA from Durusdinium trenchii, 522 nucleotides. NCBI's taxonomy places the organism in Eukaryota, Dinophyceae, Suessiales, Symbiodiniaceae. The record is from the annotation of a GenBank genome assembly.
CUGACUCUUAGGCUUUUGUUGGGUUCUCGUCGUCUCAUCCUCCCUCUCUCCUUAGUGCUGGCAGUGCAGAGCGGUUCAGAUGGUGGAUGUCUUACAGGCAACGGUGCAGGAGAUUUUGAAUGAGAUCUCCCGGCUCGAAAAGGGCCAAGCGGCAGGGACUGAGGACUAUGUCCAGUUGCUUUCGGAUGUGGAGCGAAAAGCGCCGCUGCUGGGCAGGCGCACCGUGCCCUUGGAGCUGCUGAAGCAUCUGGAUGAGGGUGGCUCGUUGGAAAGCUGGUGUCGUGACCAGGCGAAGCGGUACGUCGAGACUCUGAAGGAGAAGCAGGAACGUGGCAAGCCACUGAAGUGCCUGACCAGGUCAUUACAACAACAGGGCAGAGACCUCAAUGGGUUGAGGUUGGGGCUUGGCUUCUUUGUCCUCCCUCUCCUCGCACUCGUCGAGCCAAGCGCAGCAAGCGCAGCAAGUGCAGGUUGACGCGCCGCAGACAAAGCGCAGGCGCACCGCAGCGCCUGACUCGCGGA